Molecule: messenger RNA, 3264 nt
Organism: Nannospalax galili (Upper Galilee mountains blind mole rat)
Lineage: Eukaryota; Metazoa; Chordata; Mammalia; Rodentia; Spalacidae
Gene: Atxn7l2
Product: ataxin 7 like 2
Exons: 12
Coding region: 820-2913 (697 amino acids)
Source: RefSeq, a predicted model, not a curated record
CUAUUCGAUCUACAGGGGAGCGGAGUCGCUUCGUGGCCGCCAGCCCAGGAAGGGGCGUCAGCCAGCUGGCGGAUACACAGCUUUAGAGGGGCGUCUUGAACAGAGAGAGGUUUGGGGCUCGUAUGUGCGCAAUAAGCUUGGGAGAGUGCGCUGGUGGCACAAAGAACGUGUGCCCAGGGUUAGAAGAGGAGAUCCCGAGGCUUUGGUUUCUUCUUUUCGCUCUCCAAUUGUGCUUUUCGGGAGGGAUCCCUCAGCCAGCUCCGUAGGCAUCAUCGCCCCUUCGAAACUACACUUCCCAGAAGGCUAUGCGAGAGUGAGGAGGCGGUGGUGGCAGGAGACCUGAGCUGCGCUUGCGCACAGGGUGAGCUGGAAAGGUAGGGGCAGAGGGAGGCGUGCCCCCGGCGGGGCAUGGGGGGAGGGGGCCGCGCGGCGGCGGCGCCGGGGCGGGCGCGCGUCCGUGGCGGUGAUGGCGGUGCGUGAACGCGCGGCGGCAGCAAUGGCCGCUCUGGAGCGGCGGGUGCCGAGUCUCGAUGACUUCGCGGGACAGAGCUGGAGCUCAUGGGUGGAGCGGGCCGACCUGCCUACGGCCGACGAAACUGAGGUACAAGGGCAACCCCUGGACAAAGCCCCCCUAAGAAGGGGAGGGGCUUGCGUAGCUGAUCAAGGAGACUUUGAAGAUGCCAAAGGGCCCAAAGACAGCAGUUUCUCUACUCUAUGGCCAUCCUAUCAGUGCAGGACCUGAGAAGCUGAGUGUAACUUUGAUGAUACUAUGGGGCUGAGCUGGAGGAGAGUAGCAAAAACACAAAGAAGUUGGAUGCCAUGACCCUCAUUAAAGAAGACAUGUCCAUCUUCGGGCACUGCCCUGCCCAUGAUGACUUCUAUUUGGUUGUGUGUAACCACUGCAGCCAGGUGGUGAAGCCUCAAGCCUUCCAGAAGCACUGCGAAAGAAGACAUGGGCCCCUCAGCAAGCUUUAUGCCCGGGCCCCACCCCCACCUCCAGCCCCUGCCAGCUCUCAGAAAUGCCAUGUAGUGAAUGGGCAGGGCCCAGCUUGUAGAGCCCCAGGUUCCACCAAAACCUCCUCCAGGGAGAAGGGCCAGGGGUCCCGGAGCCGUGGCCACCAGCCUCCUGAGAAGACCCAGAAGGACAACCUUUGCCUUUUCGUGCCUGUGGUGAAUCUGGAGAAGAUGUCCAGUCUCCCGAAGCCUGAUGGACAUGGAAUCAGGGUGGCCCCACCCUCUGCUUUCCUCAGUCAGCCAGGAGGCCUCCCCAAGGAUUCCCCUGGAAAAGUCCCCAUGGCUCCUCCUCCUAAAGAACCUCCUGGCAGAGAGAACAUGGAGUUGAUACCUGGUGAGGGCUGCAGCCACCGGGCCGAAGGCAGCCCCCCAGAGAAGGAGCCUGGUGGAGCCAGGCUGCCCCCCAAAACCCACCGAAAGAUGGCUCGAAAGGAGUUUGACCUCAACAGGCAGUGUGGGGUCAUAAAUCCAGAGACCAAAAAGAUCUGUACCCGCCUACUGACUUGCAAGAUCCACUCAGUGCAUCAGCGUCGGGAAGUCCAGGGCCGCGCCAAAGACUUUGAUGUGCUUGUGGCAGAACUGAAGGCCAACUCCCGCAAAGGAGAGUCUCCCAAGGAGAAGAGCCCAGGGCGCAAGGAGCCAGCUCUUGAGCGCCCCUCCCAGGAGCCUCCCUCUGUAGUCCAGGGUAUGGCAGCAGCAGCUGCUCUCAACAAUACCUUCUCUGCUCGCUCCAAGCAGAUCUACCCGUACUGUGCACUUCCCAGGUCCCGGGCCUCCUCUGAGAGUGAGUUAGAUGAUGAAGGUCCCUGUGGUGGUGGUGAUGGAGAUCCGGGCCUGUUCCCCUUCCCUCUGCCCCGGGGUGGCACCCAGGCCUCCAGUGAGGAGAGUGAAGAGGAGGGACUGUCUGAUGACCUCCACCUCUCCCCUGACUGCCAUUACACAACCCGGCCCCCAAGACCACAGGCGUUUUGCACCUUUGGAAGCCGACUGGUGAGCCCAGGAUGCUAUGUGUUUAGCCGCCGGCUGGACCGGUUCUGCUCAGCACUCAGCUCCAUGCUGGAACGGCACCUCAGCUCACACAUGUGGAAGAAGAUCCCGCCAGCGGCUGAACCUCCAUCCCAUCUUGUCAGUUCCCCUUUAUCUGAUCCCCUAAGCCCAUCCUCUAUGAGCAGCUGCCCCCGACUUCCAGGCCCAGCCCCCAGACCUGCCUGCCCAGCCUCCACACCCCCCACCAAGGACAGCCUUGUCUCUAGCUACCCUGCAGGCUCCCCCAGUGUAGCAGCUGCCUGCAGCCAGGCAGAGUGCAUGGGCGGUAGCCAAGCUAUCACCUCACCAUUACCUGCCAAUACACCAUCGCCGUCCUUCAGCAAGCUGCCACCAUCGAAAGCCAGCAAGUCAUCCAAAGGCAAGGAUGGAGCGGAGGUGGAAGCCCCUUCUCGAAAGCGGAAGUUGUCCCCUGGCCCUACCACUUUCAAACGGACCUGCAUCCUGGAGCCUGCUGGAAAAGGCAAACCCUCUGGCUGCCGGGGUCUCUCAGCCAAGACUAAAACAGCCCUGGGCAUGGGACUUAAUGGGACAGUGGGGCCAAGAGUGAAACGAGCAGGUCCCCUGGACUGUCGGGGGUCCCCUCAUUCAUCCCCUAUACCAGUCAAGGCUUCUCAGCUAGAGAACCGGGGCACAGCUGGAUACCCAGCCAAGGCCCUACCGACUAACUGCCUCUCUGAGGAUGAGGUAGCCAAGAAGCGGAAAAACCUGGCCACUUACUGCCGGCCAGUGAAGGCCAAGCACUGUCAGGCUGGUGCCCCUGCUGAUGCGGCUUGCUCUGUGCGUCGCAAGAAGCCAGGUCCAGCCCUGGCCUUUGAGGAGAAGUGCUCUACACUGAAGUCAAAAGCCCAUUAACAGGAAAGUGCCUGCCCACCGCAACGGAGCCGCCAGCACCUCCUCCCCUCCAGACCUGGGCUCCAGGCUGCUGUCGCUUUUUAUAACUUUAUAUUAUUUUUUUUAAGAAAAAAAAAAAACUCUUUAAAAUACCUCAAGACUGUCUCCCUGUUGUGUUGCUGCUAAGAAAAUAUAAAAAACCAAAAACAUAGAAAAGGAAGAAAAACAAUGUAGCAAAAUGAGUGUUUUACUGUUUCAAACCCUGAGAGGAUAGGCAGGCAGACUCCAGCAUGCACACAUGGGCACAUGCACACACAGUGCACAAAAAACAAGUUCGUGUCACUGGGCUCUUUCAAUAAGACGUGGCUCUGA